GCAGCUCGUUCCAGAGCGGGGCUAGCGCCGCCGGCGCUUCCCCGGAAGGGCCACGCGGAACCUUAGGCGCCACAGCUGCCCUAAACUUGCGGGGGUGGCCCCUUGCCGGUCCCCGUAACUAAGCGGGACAUUUCACUUGGACGAGCAGUUUCUCCCGAACUCCUGCCCACCCUCCGGGGAGCUAGGAGCUCCCAUCAGACAUAGCCAAAAAAAAGGAAAAAAAAAAAGGAUCUUGGGGGAACCGGCUGUUAACAAUUGCCACCGUGCGCCAGACUCUUGUUCCGCGUAUUUAGACAGAGCUAUGACUCAAAGAAUCAGAUUCCCGUUUUGCUGUCUGAUCCGGGGUCUCGCGUUUCCACGGCUGCUUCUCUUUGGCGUGACCUGCCCCAGCGUUGUCUGCUGCCUAUUGCUACCUGACCUCGAGGGAAGUGCCCACCUCUUGCUUCUUUCCAGAAACAAGUCGAAACACGAGCUGGGCUAUUGUGAGACAAAAGCUAAGUUAGCCUUGUCUCUCGACUUUUGGACUCUGUCCUCUGAGAACCUUUUAGCUGUGUUGCCAGUUGAUCCUGUUAAAGAAAACUAUGUUCGUAAAGUGAAAAACUGUAUUUUUUCAAUUGCCGUCCCUACUCCUUUGAAAUCAAGAGUACGUCUUGUAGCAGUUUCAAAGGAAGUUCUAGAAGAUAUUUUGGACCUUGAUUUAUCUGUCUCAGAAACAGAUGAUUUUAUCCAGCUUGUGAGUGGUGAAAAGAUAGUAUCUGGAUCCAUUCCAUUGGCUCACAGAUAUGGUGGCCACCAGUUUGGGAUCUGGGCAGGUCAGCUUGGGGAUGGAAGAGCCCAUCUUCUUGGAACUUACAUGAACAGGCAGGGUGAAAACUGGGAGCUCCAAUUAAAAGGCUCAGGAAAGACCCCAUAUUCCCGAAAUGGUGAUGGCAGAGCUGUACUUCGUUCCUCAGUGAGAGAAUUUUUAUGCAGUGAGGCUAUGCACUCUCUCAGAAUUCCAACCAGCAGAGUUGCAAGUCUGGUUGUAAGUGACGAUGAAGUAUGGAGAGAUCAGUUCUACAAUGGAAACAUCGUGAAAGAACGAGGUGCUGUAGUGCUGCGUGUUGCAAAAUCAUGGUUUAGAAUUGGAUCAUUAGAAAUUUUGGCUCAUUAUGGUGAACUGGAUUUACUAAGGACAUUAUUAGACUUCAUCAUACGGGAGCAUUUCCCCUCAGUAGAGGUCGCAGAACCUAACAGAUACGUGGAUUUCUUCUCUGUUGUGGUAUCAGAGACAGCACAACUCAUUGCCUUGUGGAUGUCUGUUGGUUUUGCUCAUGGUGUUUGUAAUACUGAUAACUUCAGUUUGUUAUCCAUUACAAUUGACUAUGGUCCAUUUGGUUUUAUGGAAGCCUAUAAUCCAGAUUUUGUCCCAAACACAUCUGAUGAUGAAGGAAGAUAUAAAAUAGGAAAUCAGGCCAAUAUUGGGAUAUUUAAUUUAAACAAGUUAUUGCAAGCUUUAAACCCAAUACUGGAUCCUAGGCAAAGGCAGCUAGCUGCUCAGAUUCUUGAGGGGUAUCCAGUUCUUUAUUAUACAAGAUUUAGAGAAUUGUUCAAAGCCAAAUUGGGAUUACUUGGGGAAACAAAGGGUGAUGAUGAUUUAAUUGCAUUUCUCUUACAUCUCAUGGAAAAGACAGCAGCUGAUUUUACAAUGACAUUUCGGCAGCUCAGCGAGAUAACUCAAAGCCAGUUACAGGAGCUCAACAUUCCCCAGCAAUUCUGGGCGCUGAAUAUGAUUUCCAAGCACAAGCUCUUUCCAGCCUGGGUAUCCCAGUACCUGCUGAGACUGAAGAGUAACGUGAACGAUUCAGAUUCUGAAAGAAGAAAAAGAAUGACAACUGUUAAUCCUAGGUAUGUGCUGAGGAACUGGAUGGCAGAAUCCGCAGUGCGAAAAGCAGAAAGGAAUGAUUUUUCAGAGGUCCAUCUUCUCCAGCGUGUUCUUCGGCAUCCUUUCCAGAAGCAUUCUGCAGCUGAAAAAGCAGGUUACUCCUCACCUACUCCUUCUUGGGCCAAGGACCUCAAAGUUAGCUGCUCAUCUUGAUUUAGGUUAAAGAAAUGAAGGGAUACUUUUGUCAUUGAACUCAACAUAGAAUCAUCCAUUUGAUAAAUUCUUUAAAAAAAUCUUUUUUUAAACGUUUUUAUUUAUUUUUGAGGGAGAGAGAGAGAAGCCUGCUUGGGAUUCUGUGUCUCCCUCUCUUUCUGCCCCUCCCCUGCUCGCUCUCUGUCUCUCUCAAAAAUGAACAUUAAAAAAUUAAAAAAAUAAAACUAAAGAAAACCUCACAAAAUUUUAAGGUGACUGUUAUUAUUUAAUUGUCAAAGUAACACUUGCUCAUGCCAAGUAAUACAUGCUCAUGUAAAAAAUUUAAAUAAAGAAGUAUAUUGAAUAAAUGUGGAAGUCUUCCUUCAUACUCAACUUCCUCCUCUUUCCUAUACCCAUUCUCUGUCCCAGAUAUAAAUAUGCUUUAUGAGUCUUGUAUCUUUCAGAUUUCUGCCGUACAUUUACAUACCUAUCUAAAAACAUACAUAUAUAAGUGCACAGGUUUAUGUGACUAGGGGCACACUUGACAUAUUAUUUUGUAAACUGGCUUUUAUUUAGUUAUACAUAUAUUAAUAUUCAAUAUGAGUAUGUGCUGAUCUUCAUUUGCUUUAAUGGUUUAAAAAUAUUCCAUGGUAUAGAUAUACCAUAUUUUGUGAAAUCAUUUACAUAUUUGAUACCCAAUUGUGUUUCCAGAUUUUUUUCCAUUGUAAGAAUAGCAUCCUUGUCUGUGUAUCUUUGUAGAAUUCUACAAAUAGAAUUAAUUGGGUCGAAGGUAUAUGCAUGAAAAAUGCUUAUAUAAACUGCCACAAAGGCUUUACCAGUUAAUAUCCCCAGUGAUGUAUCACAAUACCAGUUUAUUCACACUUCAGCAUUGGAUAUUGUUGUUUUUUUAAUUUUCAUUUUUUUUAUUUUUGAGAGAGAUACAGAGCGCAAGUGGGGGAGGGGCAGAGAG
Messenger RNA from Felis catus (domestic cat), 3026 nucleotides. Its product is annotated as protein adenylyltransferase SelO-like. The record is from RefSeq and is a predicted model, not a curated record. Bases 302 to 2077 code for a protein of 591 amino acids. The transcript has 19 exons. Lineage: Eukaryota; Metazoa; Chordata; Mammalia; Carnivora; Felidae.